Messenger RNA from Wyeomyia smithii (pitcher-plant mosquito), 4250 nucleotides. It is a transcript of the gene dre4, whose product is annotated as FACT complex subunit spt16. Gene Ontology annotation, cellular component: FACT complex. The transcript is spliced from 10 exons. Gene Ontology annotation, molecular function: nucleosome binding. The coding region runs from base 434 to 3736 and encodes 1100 amino acids. The record is from RefSeq and is a predicted model, not a curated record. Gene Ontology annotation, biological process: transcription elongation by RNA polymerase II; positive regulation of transcription elongation by RNA polymerase II. NCBI's taxonomy places the organism in Eukaryota, Metazoa, Arthropoda, Insecta, Diptera, Culicidae.
GAUACUAACAAAACACAAAACUAGUGUCAGUAUAUUAAUUUCAUAAAAUUGUAUCGAUUCGCUGGUCUAUCUGAUGGUUUUCUGUUAGCUUCUUGAAGUGUUAGUUGUAAAAUUAUAGUGAAAGGCUUUUUUCAGCCACACUCCCAACCGGCAUAAAAACACCGGUGUUAGUGUAAAAAGGAGUGACAAUUGAGUGAUCAUUUGUCUCUGUCUUGCACUCUGAGUCUGAACUUGCCAGUUUCUUCGCGUCACAUUUGUCAACCUCGUCGCCAUAUUGUUAUUUUGUCUAUACCUCAUAAAGCUGCCGAUGCAAUUCAGUUUUUUUGUGAUUUUCUAGCGUGUGGAAAGAAGUGCUUCGAAUUAUUGCGGUCAAUCGUGGAAGAAAGUUUCCUCUUUUUGUUGUCAUUGAAGAAACCCGUUCGAUAGCCUCGGAAUGUCGAAUAUUGUACUGGAUAAAGAUAGCUUCUAUCGACGGAUAAAGCGUUUGUACGCAAAUUGGAAGGAGCCAGAAUUUGGGCACGAUGACGCGCUAUCGAAAGUUGAUUGCAUAUUGACGGCGGUCGGAGCGGACGAGGAAACAAUAUACAGCAAGUCGACCUCGCUUCAGACAUGGCUGCUGGGCUAUGAAUUAACCGAUACGAUCAUUUUGUUAUGCGAAAAGGCAAUUUACUUUCUUACGAGUAAGAAGAAGAUCGAUUUCCUGAAGCCCAUCGACAAAGAACCCGAAGAAAAUAUGCCCGCUAUAAAACUUCUCGUUCGUGAUAAGAAUGAUAAGGAUAUGGCGAACUUCGAAAAACUUUUGGAUGCGAUCAAGUCUUCUAAAAACGGAAAAACCCUCGGAGUCUUUACAAAAGAUAAGUUUCCUGGCAGCUUCUGCGAAUCGUGGCGCGCCUUCCUUAAGGACAAACACUUCGAAAACGUGGACGUUAGCGUUGGCAUUGGAUACAUAAUGUCUGCCAAGGAGGAUCCGGAAGUGAUCACCAUUAAAAAGGCAUGUCUGGUGACUGUGGAUGUAUUCAACAAGUAUCUUAAAGAUCAUAUCAUGGAGAUUAUUGAUGCGGACAAGAAAGUAAAACACCAGAAAUUAUCCGAAGGUGUCGAACAGGCGCUGACCGAUAAAAAGUAUGUGACUGGUGUGGAUAUAAACCAGCUAGACAUGUGCUAUCCGCCUUUGAUUCAGUCAGGAGGUAAUUAUAAUUUGAAAUUCAGCGCUGAAAAUGAUAAGGCAUACUUACACUUUGGGGCAAUCAUUUGCGCACUUGGAGCUCGUUACAAGUCCUACUGUUCCAACAUUGUCCGAACGUUGCUGGUCAACCCACCGGAAACAAUGCAGAACAAUUAUACAUUUUUGCUAAAUUUAGAAGAAGAACUCCUCAAGGUAUUGGUGCCGGGUAAGAAAUUGUCUGAAGUAUACGAGGCAGGCCUGGAAUAUGCAAAAAAGGAGGAACCCAAACUGGUAGAUAAGUUAACGAAAACUUUCGGGUUUGCCGUUGGAUUAGAGUUCCGAGAGAAUUCUAUGAUUAUUGGUCCAAAGUGUGUGGCAGUGCUAAAGAAAGGUAUGGUAUUUAGCGUGAACGUUGGGCUCUCUGGAUUGGAAAACAAGAAUGCUACCGACAAGGAGUCGAAAAUUUAUGCGUUAUUUGUUGGUGAUACAGUUUUAGUAAACGAAGAUGCACCUGCUAGUGUGCUAACGCAAUCCAAGAAGAAAAUAAAGAACAUCGGCAUCUUUUUAAAGGAUGACGAGGAGGAAGAUGAAGAAGAAGAGGAAAAAACAAAAAAGGCUCCAGAAAUUUUGGGUCGUAGUGGCAAACGAUCAACGGUGUUGGAGAGUAAGCUACGUAAUGAACAAAACUCGGAGGAGAAAAGAAAACAGCAUCAGAAGGAACUUGCAGAUGCCCUCAAUGAGAAAGCCAAAGAGCGAUUGGCUAAACAAGGGGGUGGAAAGGAAGCUGAAAAGGUACGAAAGUCUACCGUAUCUUACAAGGGUGGCAUUAAUCAAAUGCCCCGAGAGCCGGAGGUGAAGGAGUUGAAGCUUUUCGUUGAUCGUAAAUAUGAAACCGUCAUCAUGCCCAUUUUUGGUGUUCCGGUUCCUUUCCACAUUUCAACAAUAAAAAAUAUCUCCCAGUCAGUAGAAGGCGAUUACACUUAUUUGCGUAUUAACUUUUUCCAUCCUGGUGCGACUAUGGGACGUAAUGAAGGUGGAAUGUAUCCAAACCCUGAUGCAACCUUCGUGAAAGAAGUAACAUACCGUUCAACUAACACAAAGGAGCCGGGUGAAAUCAAUGCUCCUUCUACAAACUUAAAUACAGCAUUCCGUUUGAUAAAGGAAGUUCAAAAGCGUUUCAAAACACGCGAAGCAGAGGAACGUGAGAAGGAGGAUUUGGUCAAACAGGAUACGUUGGUACUAUCGCAAAACAAGGGAAACCCCAAGCUUAAAGAUCUGUAUAUCAGGCCGAACAUUGUUAGCAAACGUAUGACCGGUUCAUUAGAGGCACAUAUUAACGGCUUCCGUUACACAUCAGUGCGCGGCGAUAAAGUGGACGUCUUGUAUAACAACAUCAAGAGUUCCUUCUUCCAGCCGUGUGACGGCGAAAUGAUCAUCUUACUACAUUUCCAUCUGAAACAUGCUAUCCUCUUUGGUAAGAAAAAGCACCUAGAUGUGCAGUUCUACACAGAAGUCGGCGAAAUUACUACCGAUCUGGGAAAACAUCAGCAUAUGCAUGAUCGCGACGAUUUGGCUGCGGAACAGGCGGAGCGUGAGCUGAGGCAUAAGUUGAAGACAGCUUUCAAGAGCUUUUGUGAAAAAGUGGAAGCCAUGACUAAACAGCAAAUCGAAUUCGAUACACCCUUCCGGGAUCUAGGUUUUCCCGGUGCUCCAUUCCGCAGUACUGUUCUGCUCCAACCAACGUCUGGCUCACUGGUCAAUCUAACCGAGUGGCCUCCGUUUGUUAUCACAUUGGAGGACGUAGAACUGGUGCAUUUCGAGCGUGUUCAGUUCCAUUUACGAAAUUUCGAUAUGGUGUUUGUGUUUAAAAAUUACCACCAAAAAAUUGCAAUGGUUAACGCAAUUCCAAUGAACAUGCUUGAUCACGUUAAAGAAUGGCUUAAUUCUUGUGACAUUCGUUACUCAGAAGGCAUAAUUUCACUCAACUGGGCCAAGAUUAUGAAAACUAUCACCGAUGACCCUGAAGGCUUUUUCGAAACUGGCGGUUGGAAUUUUCUGGAUCCAGAGUCAGAUGACGAAAACCAAGCGGAUGAUGAUUCGGAAGACGAGGAAGAUGAUGCUUACGAACCGACCGAUGACGAUGAUGAGGAAGAAUCGGAUGACUCGGAGGAUUACUCAGAAGCGUCCGAAGAUGAUGAGAGUGGCAGUGAAGAUCUCGGUUCGGAAGAAGAAUCCGGUAAAGAUUGGUCCGAUUUGGAACGCGAAGCUGCAGAAGAAGACAGAAACCGCGAUAACGAUGACUUUGAUGAUAGCAGGCAUUCCAAAAAGCGUUCUCAUCAUAGACGCGAUCGAGGAGUAUCAUCUUCCUCGAUCCGAAAGAAGCGACCAGAUGCGCCCAGCUCGUCGAAAAGCAGCAGCCGCGACAAACACAAGGACAAGCAUCGUAGCAGCAGCAAGCACAACAGUAGCAACGAUAAACACAAGAGCAGCAGUAGCAGUAGCCACAAACGGUCUCGGGAUGACUCAAGAGACAAUUCACAUCAUCAUAAGAGCAAAAAAUCUAGAAAAUGAAGAAUUAACACGCUGCAGCCACCUAUAUUGGAAUAUUUUUUACUUCAUUUAACAUUGGUGUACAGGUGUUCAGCCAGUGCCCAAGGUAAAAAAAAAAACUCUGAAUACUUGUACCACUCUUACUUUACGCUUUAUCUGUUUUGAUUGCGGUACAAUCCGCUUUUGAAUAGUAAGUACGCGUGUUUAAGUCGGUUAGUUAUGUGUAGUUCUUUAAGUAAUCAGUUAUUAAAAGCAGACAAAUGAAACGUAUGUCCAAACUUGACGCAAUUGUACAAUCAGUGUUUAAUCCUUGAACAAAAUAAUAGUGAUACACUUUCGAAGUUCCUCGAGCUUUCGGAAGGUAAUCUCAUAUUUGGUUUUACGCAACAAUUACUAAAGAAGAACUGCGGAUUUCUUCAAACUGCUGAAUGGGAAGAUUUUAAUUCACUGCGAAGUAAAAACGAACGAAACGACUGGAUAUGAAGAUGUUGAAACUCUUAUGAUAAUAAAUGUCAAUAGUAUUGCGCAAAUCAAA